CAAAAGAAGGUCAUAAUAGCUGCAUGUGAAUUAAUAUAAGCAAUGGGAAUCCCUGAUCAGUAUCUGUACAUUUCGCUAAAUGUGAGACUUCCUGUUUCUUACUGUACAGUACAGCGAGGGAUGCGCGUUGCAUUGUGGGGAUACAAAUACAGCGCAGAAAGAACAGCGGGGAGCACAAAGGAAUCAAAACAGCACCCCGAAAACGUUAAAUGCCAACGCGUUGUAAUGUGAAAACGUGAGCGUUAUUUAAGCUGCGAGGUUCGGUGGAUGGCAGGCUUACAACUGCCCGAGAAGCGUAAGGAAUGUGAGUGAGCGGUGUGGAGCAGCACGGCGCUCCGCUGUCUCCGACUAUAGCUGCUUUUUGUCAGCUGAGCUGUUUGCAUCCCGAGGCCCAGCCGUUAUCACAGGCCUCAUCCCGGAAGGACACAUUUCCUGCACAGAGUCAGGAACUGACUCCAACAUGGGGGUCAAAACCUUCACCCACAGCUCGACCUCCCACAGCCAGGAGAUGCUGGAGAAGCUAAAUGCUUUACGUAACGAGGGACACUUAUGUGAUGUCACCAUCCGUGUGCAAGACAAGCUCUUCCUGGCCCACAAAGUGGUCCUUGCCUGCUGCAGUGAAUUCUUCCGCUCCAAACUGGUGGGCCGGCCGGAGGAAGAGGACAAGUUUGUGUUGGACCUUCAUCAUGUGACUGUUAGUGGUUUUGCUCCUCUGUUAGAAUAUGCUUACACGUCUACCCUCUCCAUCAGCACUGAGAAUAUCAUUGACGUCCUGGCGGCUGCAAGUUAUAUGCAGAUGUUUGCUGUGGCGAGCACAUGUUCAGAGUUCAUGAAGUCAAGUAUUCUGUGGAGCCCGGGUAACAACAAUAACAACAACAUGGCAGCAGAUAAACCGCAUGAAUCAACACAAGAGAGCGCCUCAUCAAACUGUGCCCUGACGCCACUGGACGGCAGUGUGUCACCUGUGUCUUCAGACUGCAGCGUGAUGGAGAGAAACGUUCCUAUAUGCCGUGAAUCACGACGGAAACGCAAGAGCUUUAUAACAAUGGCAUCACCUGAGAGUCCACUCAAAUGCACUACACAGAUUGUCACCACGUCCCCUCAGAUCCCCAAUCCAUCCCCUUCAUUCUCAGACACCACAGCUCAGCCUGUGGAGUCCUCCCUGGCCUUUCCAUGGACUUUCCCAUUUGGAAUUGACCGGAGGUUCCAUUCGGACAAAUCAAAGCUCCCUGAGAGCCCUCGUUGUUUAGAGCAGGGCACUCCAGGGACCUCAGAGGUGGUGGUUGGUCGGCGGCUCAGCGACUUCCUGACAUGCGAGAGCUCCAAGGCAGUGUCAUCGCCAGUGACAGCAGAGGAGGAAGAUGUGAGGGUCAAGGUGGAGCGUCUUAGCGAUGAGGAGGUCCAGGAGGCAUCCUCUCAACCGGUCAGUGCCUCCCAGAGCUCGCUGAGUGACCAGCAGACGGUGCCAGGGAGUGAACAAGUCCAGGAGGAGCUCCUCAUCAGUCCACAGUCCUCCUCUAUAGGGUCGAUGGAUGAGGGAGUGUCUGAGGGCUUGCCGUCAAUGCAGAGCACAUCUAACGCUGGAGGACAUGCAGAAGAUGAUGAAAGGUUGGAAGGUAUUCAGUAUCCGUAUCACCUCUAUAUCAGCCCUUCAGCCCGACCUGGCACCAAUGGCCCGGACCGGCCCUUUCAGUGUCCAACCUGCGGAGUCAGAUUUACACGCAUUCAAAAUCUUAAGCAGCACAUGCUCAUACACUCCGGCAUUAAGCCUUUCCAGUGUGACCGCUGUGGGAAAAAGUUCACACGGGCCUACUCCCUAAAGAUGCAUCGGCUGAAGCACGAAGGUAAACGCUGUUUCCGGUGCCAGAUUUGUAGCGCCACAUUCACGUCCUUCGGUGAAUAUAAGCAUCACAUGAGGGUCUCCCGACACAUAAUCCGCAAGCCGCGGAUUUACGAGUGCAAAACGUGCGGCGCCAUGUUCACCAACUCUGGCAAUUUAAUUGUACACCUGAGGAGUCUGAACCAUGAGGCAUCCGAACUAGCAAACUACUUCCAGAGCAGUGAUUUCCUCGUGCCCGACUACCUGAGCCAGGUACAGGAGGAGGAGGAGGUGCUGGGAGUCCAGUAUGAGCUGGAGGAGUCCCAGCAUCACCCCGUCUACCCAGGCAGCACCUCCACCUCAACCACCACUGCUGCCUCAUCCUCCUCCUCAGUCCAGAUGCCUGUCAUCUCCCAGGUCUCCUCCUCUACCCAAAAUUGUGAGAGUUCCUCCGGCUUCCUUUCACCUGAGCCCCUGGAUCCCCUGGAAGCCCCAGCCUCCCUCAAAAUGGACGCUGAUGAGAUGGCAACUAUGACAGAGGAGACCAAGGUGGACAACAGUGUAGGGGGCAGUUCUCCAGAGGUGUUUGAAGAGGAACAGCAGCAGCAGCAGCAGCAGCAGCAGCAGCAGCAUGCCCAGGCCAAGGAGCUUGUUUCCAUUACCAUAGAAUGAUUCAAGUCUUUUACUUGCCCAUCAUGUCUUAUUUUGCAGCCAUGUCAUAUGGGAAUACCUGUUGGAACACCAUGACGGCUAACGGGAUGACUUGGACACAUGUACAUGUUGAAACUUCAUCAUGUGAAACCAUCAAGACACCAUGAUUGAAGUUACCUGGAGACUUCAGUUGCCUUAGCGUUGCUUUCCACAUGCAACUCAGAUGCACUUAUUUGAGUUAAUAUUUUACAUAAAACCAAAUCCAGCAAAGUAAAUGAUAAUUUUCUUUUGUUUUCUUUGCAACUGCAGUAUAAUUCCUUAAACUUGACUGAAGCAAUUUCCUUGUUAGUGACAUGAGAUUUCAGUAGAUCAAAAAAAUUUGUCCAUCUCCAAACCUGAAUUUCAAAAUAUUUAUCACAUAGAUAAGCAAAUUAACUGUAUUUUUAGUGAGUAAUUUUUCAGACAAUUGUUUUUCCCAUAUGACAUGAAUGCAGCACUAGCUAAAGUAAUUUCUGUCUCUAAAUCCAAGCCUUGCCCUAUUUUUGGAAAGUGCCUGAGUUCCCAUUUUAACAAAGUAACCUGUAGAGGAAGAAGAGGUCUUGACUUUGCCAACAGGGACAAAUCAAGUCUUUGCAAACUGAGCUAAAGAAAAAAAUACUUGUAUUUCAUUUGUAGUGAUAAUGCUAGUUUGUAUGGGCAGAGACUGUGUUAAUCCUUCAGUGCCGUCGCUAUAGGCAAACUGUUAAAUGUCAAUAUUAUCUAUAUUGCAAUAGCUUGUACUGUAGUUUUACUGUUUGAAUGCUGUGUAAGUUGGAUGUUGUGAAAUGUGAUAUGUCAGAUGUGUGUGUGUAUGCAUUUCUUUUUAUCAAUAUGAACACAGUACAUUUCAUUUUUAAAUGUUUAAAACUUGAAAUUAUAUUGACAGAGUAUUCCCUUUAGAUGUUUGCGCAGUAUAUUAUUCUUCUGACCUGUUAAAAGUUUUUUUUUCUUUUUUUUUUUAAAUGAACACUGUUUUAAUCUAAAGCUAAACUCCAGGAGUUAAGAAAAACUCAUAUUAGCACUGAUGCUUCUUUUGUUUCAAAAUCCAAACAGAAAAUGGCAAAAAAUGACCAAAUUUUAUGUAAAAUGAGAAUUUUGAAUUUGAAGUUAAAAGAUUUUCUCACAGUUGCAUUGUUGUAGUCCCAAAUGAGCUCCAAGUUAAAGUUGCUGCCUGUCAAAUGGCAGGUUUUUCCAUUUUAAACAGUUUGUUAUAGAUAAUGAUAUCUGAUGUGGCUAUCGAAUUAUGGCCAUCCUGAUUUACCAAGGUACGCUGCUGAUAUUCUGAGAUGUUGCAUGUCUGUUGAAGUGAUGUUCCAUUUAGGUACACCAUGAUUGUCUUUUUUUUUUUUUUUUUUAAACCCUUAUGUGACUUGGUGGGUGAUAACCCAAGAAUAUUUUGUUACCCCAAGAUUGUGGAUUAACCACCAGCAGUCUCUCUUAGUUAUUUGUUUGUUUGUUUGUUUUUGUUUUUUACCUUGUUUUUUUUUUUACCUAAGUUGUUAAAAAUAGAAAAGCUACCUUGCAGAAAAUUCCCUGAUGAAAUGUUUUUAAAAAAUGACUGUGCGCCUGCAGCCAGGGAAGCAGGAAACGAUACCGAUUAUGAUUGCUGUCUGUGAUGGUCAGUUUUCAGUCCGAACAGAAUGAUGUUGGGUGUUACACGAUAAUAUUGCUUUGGAAGCAGUGAGAGUGUGCCUGUGUCUGAAUGCUAAUACUGUGAGUUGAUUCAUUCUAAAUGGUAACUUAAAUAAGUAGUGUUAGACAAUAGCUUAUCUUUCACUUUAAACUGACAACUCAGUUUGGCAGUUGAUGUUACUAAUUUCAUUUAGUUUUUUCAUUCUGAUUUGGGUCAAACCUCCAACUGUUGUUAUCCAUGUUGUGCCAAUAUGGUUGUAAUUCUGUGCAUUGUUGUGCCUGUGAUGAGGAGAUAAUGAUACCCAUGGUGACUAUCCAUGAGUUGAAUGCUACUGACUGUGAAUGGGUUUCUUGUUCAGAAAUAUUAUUUUCUGUUGCUCCCUGAAAAUAGUAUUAAUGGCCCACAUUUAGGAUUAUCACAUAACAGGAUGUAAGCCCUCAUGCACAGGGUCGAUUGUCAAUGUAAAGAUGAAUAUUGCUGUGAUAUGGGCAUCAAAAUUAUCUGAUCAUUGAAAUUCACUAAGAGCUAUUGUGGCCCUGUGCCAUCCUAUCAGUCACUUUUUCAAAGUUGUGCCAUUUGCCCUUUAUAUCUGGGUACAAAUCAAGCUUUUUCCUACAGGACCAAAUGUCCUCUAUCUCAUUGGGGAUUUGCCAUGGCAAUCAGUAACUGCACAUAAUAGAAUAAAGAGAUAAUCAUUUUAAGUGGUCCAUGCUAUUUAGCAAAGGGGCUUCGCUGUUUCACCCCUGAAAACACUGUAUGAUGUUGUGCAUUUAAGAGGCUAGCCUUAGUAAAUGGACCUAUUAACUCUAGUUGCACAAUAUCAAAAUUUUAAAAACGUUUUCUAAUCUCCAUUUGUAUGUCAUGCUUUUUCAUCUGUCGUGUUGGUGUCUGUAUUCAAACGUUUUUAUAAUGAAAUGCUGCUGUUUGUUGAAACGCAAAGUGCCCAAAAUAUUUUUGUGAACCAAUGGUGUGCAAUAAAUAGACAGGUGGUGUUUUAAAAGUUUUAAUUUUGUCUUUGGAAUGAUGAAUUAUAUAUUAAAAAAAGAAUGUAUCAUUUUGUUUUAUUCAAAUGUGACUGAAGGUGAAUCAAACAGGCAAGGACCCCAUUUGAUCUGUGAAACAAGGAACAAGGCUUUGAUAUCAAAUGACUGGUUCUAUUCAACUCCUUUCUGUUUGUUUCUAAAGAUGCAUGUUCAUAUUGUUCUGUGAAGUGGAGAGCAUGUCUUCAGUUGGCAAUGCAUUCUGUCAAGGCCUUAUUAUUUGAUGACUCUUCAUCCAGCAUAGCUUUGAUCUGUUGUACAGCAUGCCCUCUUAUUUUCUAUAUGUUAUCCCUUUAUGUGCAAUGUUUUAAAAUAUCUUGAUUAUAUACAGGACAUGCCUUUUCAAUGUACACUUGAUGUUGUAUACGUUUUCCAGUCCUAAUGGUUUAUUUAAAAGUAGGAAAAUAUAAGUAAAAAACAUGGUAGCUCUUCAUAAUGGCAUAUAUAUUUUUGGUGACUUUUGUAUGGGUGCUGUUUCAUGGCAUCUUUGGAUAUUCUUGUUAAAUGUGAAUAGAACAGAUAAAUCCAGGAGUAUGGGGGGCCUUGGUAGUCUUCACUUUGUGACUGUCUAUAUAUGUGACUGUGUGUGUGUGUGUGUUACACAUUACACACAUAUUACACACAUAUAUGCGCGUGUGUGUCAUCUAUAUGUUUUAUAUAUAUAUAUUAUACACACAUAAAGGAGACAUAUUAAAGGAAAAACCUAAAACUUGGUGGAGAAACAGGAUGACAGUUCCCCCAUCCAAAAGGUAAAAUGGGUCACUGAAUGGUUUGAAGAGUAUGAAAAUUAUACUGUGGCCAUUAUAGUCACCAGACUUCAACCCAAUUGAACUCCAAUGGGAGAUUUUUGACCACCACCAUGCAAACGAGGGAAUACCUUUUAGAAGAAUGGUGUUCCCUCCCUGAUGCUGUUUUAGUGGCUUGUUGUGGCCCAACAGCUUACUAAGACAAUUCUUGUUGGUUUUUCCUUUAAUUCGUCAUCCGUCUGUGGUAGCCAUAUAUAUAUAUAUAUAUAUGAAAUACACACACACACAGUUAGAUAUGCAUAUGUACAUACACACACACAUAAUGUGUGUGUAUGUACACUCAUACUAUGUUGCACUCAUACUAUGUUGCGUAUUCUUUAUAGUGUAGGCUAAUUGAUUACAACCUGCUUUGAAACAGAUGUUGUAUUUUGUGUCUUUGAUACUGUAUUUAAGCUGUAGUUUGGAGAGACUGUACAAAAACAUCCCCAAUAGUAACGCAACCUGCACAUUGAAUAGGGAGAACUAAUGCUUGUGGUGUUGAGUGUUUUAACUGGAUCAUAUUCCACAGUUGGCUUUUAAAAACUGACAAGACCACUCUGUAUUUUAGGGUUUAUGGUUGUUCUGAAUCUUUACUAGUGUUCUGGCUUUGCAGUCCUGUUAUUAAAAGAGUCGUUUUUGUAAAAGUAUAAAAUGUAAAUAAAAAAACCAAAAGUCAGAGUAAGUCUAAAA
Molecule: messenger RNA, 6657 nt
Organism: Lates calcarifer (barramundi perch)
Lineage: Eukaryota; Metazoa; Chordata; Actinopteri; Centropomidae
Gene: zbtb44
Product: zinc finger and BTB domain containing 44
Exons: 6
Coding region: 461-2491 (676 amino acids)
Biological process (GO): regulation of transcription by RNA polymerase II; positive regulation of gene expression
Molecular function (GO): DNA-binding transcription factor activity, RNA polymerase II-specific; RNA polymerase II cis-regulatory region sequence-specific DNA binding; protein binding
Source: RefSeq, a predicted model, not a curated record